AUGAGCGAGCCUUCUAGCGCCUUGUAUAUUGUCCCUGAUCCGCGCUCCCCCGGAGGGAAAAAGGUCGUGCGACGUCACUACCCGCCCCCGACGACCGCGCCUCUCGAUGACGACUUCGACGCCGUGACCGCGCCUACGGCCAGCGUUUGGGCGGGACGCAGGACGCGCACGUCGACGCACCUCAUGCAGGACGACUUUGACGCGUUCACGGCUCCGACCACGAGCGUAUGGACCGACCACCCGCGCGCGCCUCCUUCGCCCGCGUCGAGCAGCGGAGAAGCAGAUCCGCCCGACGAAGUGACCUGGAUGGGGCCGUCCUCGAGACACGGCGGCCGUUCGGCCCAGAGGAGAUGGCGCGGCACGGGCACGAACGGAUCCCAGUCGAAGGAGAACCGAUACCCCGAGUUCGAGCGCACGGAGGAGUACGUCUAUCGCGGCGACAUCGACCCCUCGGAAUGGGGAGGGAAAACAUUUGACGACGAGGAGAUCCGGAUGGCGUACGUGAACGGGGGCGCCAUGGAGCUCGAGACGGAGCCUCCGGCGGCGACGGAGACCGUGAUCAUGCGAAGACGUGGCGCGGAGAUUGCCAACGGUCGUUGCGCGGGGAUGGCCGGGGGCAGCCACGGGCGGCGGCAGAUCGAGGCCCCAGGGUCUCUUCGUGGGCGGGAAGGAUCUUGGGAGCGGUAUAACGAUGAGACGAGGAGUUAUCGGGCGGAGGGUGAUCCGAAGAUGGUGGAGAAGCGGAUAUUGGAAGAUGGGCCUGAGAGGACGGUCAGCAUCUGGAGGCGAGAGGUGGCGAGAGACGCUGGAGACGACGUACGGAGCGUCGCGGACAGUCACGCUCAGCGCAGGCUAAAGGCGCCCGAGCGGGAAAGGGACCGGACUCGGGAUCGGGAGAGAAGCCAGAGGAGUGGGGGAGCUGGCAGCAGCCAGGCCGGAUGGCGAGGGGACAUGUCAGAAGGUGACAGGUCUCGCUACGCUGGCAAGAGUACCGCCGGCGGCCACCGCGACUACGCGUACCCGACGCCGCCUAGGAGCAAAGGAACGUCGGCUGGGAACAGCCUAGGGCACAAGAGGAGCGCGUCUGACCCUUGGCGGGGGAGCUUCAGCCAGCCUCAGGCGGCUUCGACGCCUCGACAUACGCUUCGAAGGCAACCCCGGAUAGAGAGCCUGGCGCGGACGUCGGUGGUGCCUGACCUGCGCUCGGUGGGCAGCGCUCGCGCUAGGAACACAUCGCGCUCGGGAACUUCUUCCGAGGGACAUUCGGCGGGCGAGGCCGCGACGCCAUCGCUGGAAACGGUGCUCAGCGGCUGUUCGCCCUCUUUGCUUCACACGGCGCCGGUCCUGAGAGAUCUUGGGAUACGGAGCGUUGACCAUCUGAGGGCCAUAGGGAGGAUGGAGAAUGACCUGAGAAACCGAGAAGUGAGGCGGGAAGCAUUCAAGCGGGGCUUGACUGUAGUGGACUGGGCAAUCUUGCUGGACGUGAUGAAGCGUCUGUGACGGACGAUGGUUGUAUGUACCUUAUUCUGUACGCGUAUGGAAACCAUGUUGUAC
Molecule: messenger RNA, 1554 nt
Organism: Punctularia strigosozonata HHB-11173 SS5
Lineage: Eukaryota; Fungi; Basidiomycota; Agaricomycetes; Corticiales; Punctulariaceae
Exons: 3
Coding region: 1-1500 (499 amino acids)
Source: RefSeq, a predicted model, not a curated record